Neohortaea acidophila is the source of this 2195-nucleotide messenger RNA. RefSeq lists its product as uncharacterized. The coding region runs from base 212 to 2011 and encodes 599 amino acids. The record is from RefSeq and is a predicted model, not a curated record. The transcript has 3 exons. NCBI's taxonomy places the organism in Eukaryota, Fungi, Ascomycota, Dothideomycetes, Mycosphaerellales, Teratosphaeriaceae. Gene Ontology annotation, molecular function: zinc ion binding; transcription cis-regulatory region binding; DNA-binding transcription factor activity, RNA polymerase II-specific. Gene Ontology annotation, cellular component: nucleus. Gene Ontology annotation, biological process: regulation of DNA-templated transcription.
UCAGCGAGCACAUACGCACUUGUCGCCUACCGUACUCUUCCCCGCUCACUUCUCGUGCGCCGGAGGAGCGGGAACGGAGGAGAAGUUGCUCCGCAGGCUCCGCUUGAUAUCUAAGCCUCGUGUCUCGAACCAUCCUCACUGCACGCGUUGCUGACACCUUCUCGCUUUCCAUUCCUUCCUUUCUAACCUCUCCCAGCCUUUCUUUUCCCCAAUGGAUCGCGACACAGCCUCCUCCUCUCCAAUGGAGCACAAGUCGUCCAUGCGCUCUUGCACCACGUGCGCCAAAGCAAAGGCCAAAUGCGUGCGGGAAGCCGGCCAGGAAGCCUGCGGAAGAUGUGCGAGGCUCGGCAAAGAAUGCUAUUCCCGCCAGCCCGUUGUGCGGCGCAAGGGCCUUGCAAAGACGUCGCGAGCUGCGCAACUCGAAAAUCUCGAACACAAGAUCGAGCACCUCGUCAAUGCCCUGGCCAACUCGCAGGCACAGAAGGGCUAUGUCGAUCCUCGUCCCACAUCGCCCCCCACUGUACCCCUCCACGACCGCGAGCGCGAUCGCAUAGGCCAGAACAUCGUCAACAGCCUCUGCAUCGAGCCCCAACUCCCCGACCCGCCCAACUCGGGCCCCACGCUAUCGCCAAACACAUCCACCUGCUUCCCAUCCACCGCCAGUGAACUGACAACCCCCGCCGCCCUCGUCUCUCCUCUGUUAUCUGCAACGGAGACGGAAAUGCUGCUGAACCGCUAUCGCACGCUAAUGGCCGGCAACAUGCCCUUCGUUGUCCUGCCUCCGUCAAACGCCGAGCUCGAAAGCAAGCCAGUCUUGCUGCAAGCCGUUUUAACCGUUGCCCACUUUCACGAUUACCCCAAACAACACGUCCUGGUCAAGCAGCUCAUUCGUGACAUCUCCGAACGAACCUUGAUCAAUGGCGAGAAGUCUCUCGACAUCGUCCAGGCCAUCCUUGUCCUGGUGGCUUGGUUCUAUUCGCACAUCUGGUCCACCCCACAAAUGUCGAAUCUCCUUCAUCUGGCCCAAGCCAUGAUCGGUGAUCUCAACCUCGACCGUUCCCCUCAGCCCUGCCCGUCCGGCAAGCACGGCGUUGCGAAACCAGGCCAUCCUCCACCCCGACUGCAUGCCACGCUGGAAGAGCAUCGCACUGUGGCGGGUCUGGUCUUCUUCGUCAACAUGCUCUUCUCCAACUUCAAGAAGAUUACUCCCGUCCGGCGUUUCAAGUAUUUCACCGAGAUACUCGAUGCCCUGCAGCAAGCCCGCGAGUAUCCGUCCGAUCUGUUGCUCGUCCAACUCGUUCGUCUGCAAUUCCUGGCGGACGACUCCUGCUUAGUUGAUACACCGAAUGCUCCGGUCGACAUCUACAUGAAGGCCUUCCAAAACGACUUACAGCAGCUGCGCCUGCAAUUCGACCCAUGCGUCGACCAGACCGACAUCUUCCUGCGACUUCAGUACCUAUCGGUGGAAAUUUGCAUUCUCGAAAUGUCGCUCAACGACGUGCUCGAGGGCCGCGCGUCCGUGUCGGCACACCUGGACAAUUUGUGGCGUUGCUUCGACGCCUGCAAGAAGUCUUUCACCGACGUCUUCUUUACCAUCCCCGCCUCCACUUAUCUCGCCUUGCCCUUCCACCACUUUGCCGCAUUCGCCCACUCCUUUAUCGUCCUCAUCAAAUUGGCUACUCUCGAGGGCUGGAGCACGCCGGAGAAAUUGGGACAGAUCAGCUACAUCAUCGAAGAAACCGCGUCCCGAUAUGAAAGUAGUGCCGCGUGUGGUCCCGAAGGCGUGCCGCUCAACAACGACUCGCUUUCGAGAUGGGCCGCUCGUGUCCGAAUGAUGCGCCAGGUAUAUGAGGGUGCAGAGGGCCCGGAUGCGACGCCGGCGCUGCAACAACCGACGCCUCCCGACGACAUUUUUAGCGGCGAGGAAGCCUUCUUCAAUUACGACUUUUGGCAGUCCUUUGGUGGGACGGAUGGACUCGACUUGGGCUUGUCGGAAAUCGCCAUGACCUGAGUGGCCAAUGGAAUGAGAGUGAGCAGAGUUGUACGAUAACAAUUGGGCGUGCGAGAGGCAGGCUCUACGACCGCCUCGCCUAUUGAGUCAUGCUAGAUCAUCUGCUCUGUGGCAACAGGGGAAUGUACACAACGACGGCGACUGCAAGGAAGCCGACGACGACAUGAUGUAUGUAUGUAAUAGA